AAAACAUAAUUACAAACUUUCUAGUGAUCUCCACUUCGAACAUCUGAAAAGGAUAGAGAAGGAGAAGAAGAAGAAGGCAUGAUGAACAACGCGCAGGUGCAGAAGAACACGCUGUACGUGGGGGGAUUGGCGGAGGAGGUGAACGAGGCCAUACUGCACUCCGCCUUCAUUCCCUUCGGGGACAUCAAGGAUGUGAAGACGCCGCUCGAUCAGGCCACACAGAAGCACCGAUCCUUCGGUUUUGUCACUUUCCUUGAGAGGGAGGACGCUGCCGCUGCUAUGGAUAAUAUGGAUGGUGCUGAGCUCUAUGGCCGUGUCCUCACCGUCAACUAUGCUCUCCCAGAGCGCAUCAAGGGUGGCGAGCAGGGUUGGGCCGCUCAGCCCAUAUGGGCGGAUGCUGACACAUGGUUUGAGAGGCAGCAACAAGAAGAGGAGAUGCAACGAUUGCAGGCAGAACAAAGAGCUGCAAUGCAAGCUGCAGAGGAAUUGCAUAGAAAGAAAUUGGCUGAAGAACGAGAAGGUGAGAAAGAAGAAGAAACCGACACAAAGGCUGAUCCCAUGGCAUUGGCUGAAGCCAAGGCCUUGGAGCAAAGCAGUUAGCUCAAAAAGCAAUUCAAGAGAAUGAGAAGGCACAUCAAGCUCUGGUGAUUAGGCAAAUGAGAUAUAGUACUUAUGCCGCUUUGGGAUGGUAUUUCUUAUGUUUUUGGUCUGCACUCUCGACUUUCUUUUGCAUCAAGUGCCCUACAAUAUCGGCAAUUGUACUGGGAUUUGGUUUUCUUUUGUUUUAAUUCACACUUAACAUGGGAACAAGAAGCUUAUCAUUUACCAGAAUAAGGAUUCAAUGUUAAAUACUGUCAUUGUGGAUAUAGAAAGUCCGAGACUCGAGCACAAUGUUUGGCAUA
Molecule: messenger RNA, 902 nt
Organism: Dioscorea cayenensis subsp. rotundata (Guinea yam)
Lineage: Eukaryota; Viridiplantae; Streptophyta; Magnoliopsida; Dioscoreales; Dioscoreaceae
Product: peptidyl-prolyl cis-trans isomerase E
Exons: 2
Coding region: 79-600 (173 amino acids)
Molecular function (GO): RNA binding
Source: RefSeq, a predicted model, not a curated record